Molecule: messenger RNA, 770 nt
Organism: Fopius arisanus
Lineage: Eukaryota; Metazoa; Arthropoda; Insecta; Hymenoptera; Braconidae
Gene: RpL15
Product: ribosomal protein L15
Exons: 5
Coding region: 99-713 (204 amino acids)
Biological process (GO): cytoplasmic translation
Cellular component (GO): cytosolic large ribosomal subunit; ribosome
Molecular function (GO): structural constituent of ribosome; RNA binding
Source: RefSeq, a predicted model, not a curated record
UGGCAAUCUCAGAACUGCACGCCACCUGGAGCUGCUAAUCUUGCUGUUCCAAGAUGGACGUUCUUUCCUUCGUGUACUGAUCGUGCAGGGUUGACACGAUGGGUGCGUACAAGUACAUGCAAGAGUUGUACCGCAAAAAGCAGAGCGAUGUGCUUCGUUUUUUGCUUCGAGUCAGGUGCUGGCAGUAUCGCCAGCUGACGAAACUCCAUCGGGCACCCCGGCCCUCACGUCCUGACAAGGCACGUCGUUUAGGGUACAAAGCUAAACAAGGUUUUGUUAUAUUCAGAAUUCGUGUACGUCGUGGUGGACGCAAACGUCCUGUUCCCAAGGGUGCAACCUACGGUAAACCCAAGAGCCAUGGUGUCAACCAACUGAAACCCACCAGGAAGCUCCAAUCCGUGGCUGAGGAACGCGUUGGCAGACGCUGCGGUGGCCUGAGAGUCCUCAACAGCUACUGGGUAGCCCAGGACUCGUCCUACAAAUACUUCGAGGUCAUCCUCGUCGAUCCUGCCCACAAGGCUAUUCGCAAUGAUCCCAAAGUAAACUGGAUUUGUAAUGCUGUACACAAACACCGUGAGCUACGUGGUAAAACUUCAUCAGGUAGAAGCUCUCGAGGAUUGGGCAAGGGUCACCGUUUCUCACAGACAAUUGGUGGCUCACGCAAAGCUGCGUGGCUCAGGAGGAAUUCUCUGUCACUCCGAAGAAAACGAUAAAAAGUUAUCAAUCGCUUGUCAUAAAACAAAAAUAAAAAUCGUUUUUCUAAACGCCAA